Molecule: messenger RNA, 1102 nt
Organism: Magnolia sinica
Lineage: Eukaryota; Viridiplantae; Streptophyta; Magnoliopsida; Magnoliales; Magnoliaceae
Product: protein BOBBER 1-like
Exons: 6
Coding region: 109-1032 (307 amino acids)
Biological process (GO): protein folding
Cellular component (GO): cytoplasm
Source: RefSeq, a predicted model, not a curated record
UCUCUCUCUCUCUCUCUCCACGUUUCUAGUUACUUCUCCAAGCGACUAUAAAAACCACAGCUUCGAGCGUCGGUCAUAUUCGAGAAGCUGUCUGUUUUUUCUGAAGCAAUGGCAGUGAUUUCGGAACUGCAAGACCAACAGCAACCCUCUUCUUCUGGAAGCAGCUCCUCUGCGGUGGGCCCGUACGACGAUGUGCUGAAACCGAUCCUCGACCGUCAAACUCCACUUGGAUUCCUCGAAGCAACAAUGGAUUUCCUCCGCCGGGAGUCCAAUCUAUUCGAUGACGAGGCCGUCGAGAAGAAGAUCUCGGCCAUCGUUUCCAAGUUGAGAGAGAGGGGCGCAGAGGAGAGGAGGAGGAAGAAGAAGGCCGAGGAGAAGGCUUUGGACGAUGGCGUAAAGGCAGAGAAGCGGCUUAAAGAUGCUGAUUCGAUGGAGGUAGAUUCUGUCGGGAAGGAGGAUAUUCCGAAGGAAACUACGACAGAGAAAUCGACAGAGGCGAACGGGAAGGAGAACGUUCGAACCCCCAACUCUGGAAAUGGCCUGGAUCUUGACAAGUAUUCUUGGACACAAACACUCCAAGAGACCACUGUUAAUGUUCCAGUUCCUCGGGGAACGAAGUCAAGGUUUAUCACUUGUGAAAUAAAGAAGAACCAUCUUAAGGUUGGAUUGAAGGGUCAGCCUCCUAUAAUUGAUGGGGAGCUUUUUCAGCCUGUCAAAGCAGAUGACUGUUUCUGGAGCAUAGAGGACGAGAAAUACAUUUCUAUCCUUUUGACAAAACAAAAUCAAAUGGAAUGGUGGAAAUGUUUGAUAAAAGGCGAUCCUGAGAUUGACACGCAGAAAGUAGAACCUGAGAACAGCAAGUUGUCCGACUUGGAUCCUGAAACUAGGCAAACAGUAGAAAAAAUGAUGUUUGACCAGAGACAAAAGGCCAUGGGUCUCCUGACAAGCGACGAGAUGCAAAAGAAUGAGAUUCUUAAGAAAUUCAUGGCUGAGCACCCGGAGAUGGAUUUCUCAAGAGCAAAAAUGGCAUGAGUUCUGUUUCAUUUUCAUUUUCCUUUUUUGGCUUAGGAAAAUAUAUGGAGAAAGAAAAACUGUGUAUAGU